CAGCAGAACGCGCAGCGGCAGGAGGGAAUGGGGAGAGUGAGAGGGGCACCGCACCGUUUAACGAGAGAUUCUUCAACACUACGCGACCAAUAAAACGUUUCACCACCGAGUAUUGAUAGAAUAUUAUCUGAGACUGUGACGCCAGCACCCUCCGCCAUCUGCAGCAUUGUGCAGAAAGAAUGAGCUGAUGCGAAGAUCGCUGAUAAUGACGCCCAGAAUAAGUGCGGCCCAGUCACACAGCAGAGUGGGGAACGUACACUUCUGAGUUUAAGGAGGACAUGAUGCAAUGAUAUAAACACUGGAUGACUGGAGGUCCCCUGCUUAUCAGUCUCUAAGCAUGGCUGGCCUACAGCUUGUGACCCCUGCCUCCUCACCCAUGGGGCCCUUCUUCGGUCUCCCGUGGCAACAGGAAGCGAUCCAUGACAACAUAUACACACCGAGGAAAUAUCAGGUUGAACUUCUUGAAGCAGCUCUUGAACACAAUACUAUAGUCUGCUUGAACACUGGCUCAGGGAAGACCUUUAUCGCAGUGCUCCUAAUCAAGGAACUCUCCCAUCAAAUCCGUGGAGAGGAUGGAAGGAGAACAAUUUUCCUGGUUAAUGCAGCGUCAUCUGUGGUUCAGCAAGCAUCUACUGUCAGAACCCACUCCGAUCUCAAGGUCGGCGACUACAAGUCAGAGGAAAUGACAUCAUGGCCCGAGGAGAUGUGGACCAGAGAGAUGAUGGAGAAUCAGGUGCUGGUGAUGACUUGUCACAUAUUCCUGCAUGUAUUAAGGACAGGAGUCUUGCCACUAUCAAAAAUCAACCUGCUGGUUUUUGAUGAAUGCCACCUUGCAAUCACAGACCAUCCUUAUCGGGAAAUAAUGAAGAUUUGUGAGGGCUGUCCAGGCUGUCCCCGCAUUCUGGGUCUGACCGCUUCCAUUUUAAAUGGAAAAUGUGACCCAUGUGUCCUGGAGCAAAAGAUUCAGAACUUGGAGAAGAUUCUGCAGAGCAAUGCAGAAACUGCCACUGAUCUUGUGGUGCUGGAUAGGUAUGCCACCCAGCCUCGUGAGGUGGUGCUGGAUUGUGGGCUGUACCGGGAUGAAAGCGGUCUCUCUGAGAGACUCCUGAGCGAGCUGGAUGAAGCCCUUCAUUUUCUUAAUGACUGCAACUUAACUGCUUAUCGUGAAGAUCGAGAUCCAACAUUCAUCUCCAAACAGGUGCUGAAUGACUGUCGAGCCGUUCUGGACGUGCUGGGCCCGUGGUGCGCUGAUAAAGCGGCAGGAAUUAUGGUCCGCGAGCUGCAGAAAUACAUCAAACACGAGCAGGAGGAGCUGAAUCGUAAAUUCCUGCUGUUCACGGACACCAUUCUGAGAAAAAUCCAUGCCUUGUGUGAGGAGCAUUUCUCCCCAGCUUCGCUGGACCUGAAGUUCGUCACUCCCAAAGUCAUCCGACUUCUGGAGAUCCUCCACGAGUACAAACCUUUCGAGCGGCAGCAGUUCGAGAGCGUGGAGUGGUACAACAAUCGCAAUCAGGACAAUUAUGUUUCAUGGAGCGAUUCCGAGGAUGAAGAUGAGGAUGAGGAGGUAGAGGCGAAGGAGAAGCCAGAGGCUAAUUUCCCCUCACCCUUCACCAACAUCCUCUGUGGAAUCAUCUUUGUGGAAAGGAGAUACACAGCGGUUGUUUUAAACAGACUUAUAAAGGAGGCAGGCAAGCAGGACCCUGAGCUGGCCUACAUCAGUAGCAACUUCAUCACAGGUCACAGCAUUGGCAAGAAUCAACCUCGCAACAAACAAAUGGAGGUGGAGUUCAGAAAACAAGAAGAGGUCCUGAGGAAGUUCAGAGCCCACGAAACCAACUUGCUCAUCGCAACCAGCAUUGUGGAGGAAGGGGUCGACAUUCCAAAGUGCAAUUUGGUCGUUCGGUUUGACUUGCCCACGGAGUACAGAUCGUACGUGCAAUCCAAAGGUCGUGCCCGUGCUCCGGUCUCCAACUACAUCAUGUUAGCAGACAGCGAACGGACAAAGUCAUUCGAAGAGGACCUAAAAACCUACAAGGCCAUAGAGAAGAUUCUCAGAAAUAAGUGUUCGAAGUCAGCGGAAUGCAGUGAAUUGGAGCCGGUGAAUGAUGACGACAACGUUCUCCCACCUUACGUCUUGCGGUCGGAGGACGGCGGCCCCCGCGUCACGAUUAACACAGCCAUUGGACACGUCAACAGAUACUGUGCACGUUUGCCCAGUGACCCGUUUACUCACCUCGCUCCAAAGUGUAAAACCCUGGAGCUGAAGGCCACCGGUUAUCAAUCGAUACUAUUCCUUCCCAUCAACUCUCCACUAAGAGUUCCUGUCCCUGGUCCAAUAAUGAACUGUGCAAGACUUGCUGAAAAAGCCGUCGCUCUUCUCUGUUGUGAAAAAUUGCACAAAAUUGGCGAGCUGGAUGAUCAUUUAAUGCCUGUGGGGAAGGAAACUGUGAAGUAUGAGGAGGAGCUGGACCUGCAUGAUGAAGAGGAGACUAACGUGCCAGGAAGACCAGGCUCCACCAAACGGAGACAGUGUUACCCAAAAGCCAUACCAGAGUGUCUGCGGGGUUGUUAUCCCGUACCUGAGCAGCCUUGCUAUUUGUAUGUGAUCGGGAUGGUCCUCACCACCCCUCUUCCGGACGAGCUUAACUUUCGCCGGAGAAAAUUGUACCCACCUGAAGACACCACCAGAUGUUUUGGCAUUCUGACAGCUAAACCAAUACCUCGGAUCCCUCACUUCCCCGUCUACACACGUUCCGGUGAGGUGACCAUCUCGAUCGAGCUGCAAAAGUCCGGCUUCACUCUGAGCGCGGAACAGCUGGAGUUGAUCACUCGCCUGCACCAGUACAUCUUCUCUCACAUCCUCCGUCUGGAAAAGCCGGCGCUGGAGUUCAAACCCACCGAGGCGGAUUCUGCCUACUGCGUUCUACCUCUCAACAUCGUUGAGGAUUCCAAUACGCUGGACCUGGAUUUCAAGUUCAUGGAAGAGAUUGAGAAGUCCGAAGCACGCAUCGGCAUUCCAAACACAAAGUACACCAAGCAAAACCCAUUUGUUUUCAAAUUGGAAGAUUACCAAGAUGCAGUCAUCAUUCCAAGGUAUCGUAAUUUCGACCAGCCGCACCGCUUUUACGUAGCUGACGUUUACACAGACCUCACCCCGCUCAGUAAAUUUCCAUCCCCGGAGUACGAGACUUUCGCUGAGUACUACAAAACUAAGUACGACCUCGACCUCUCCAACGUUAACCAGCCUCUGUUGGAUGUGGACCACACAUCUUCAAGAUUGAAUCUUUUAACUCCACGGCACCUUAAUCAGAAGGGGAAAGCCCUUCCUCUUAGCAGCGCCGAGAAGAGAAAGGCCAAGUGGGAAAGCCUGCAAAACAAACAGAUUUUAGUUCCGGAGCUCUGUGCCAUUCACCCUAUCCCCGCCUCGUUGUGGAGGAAAGCCGUCUGCCUUCCCAGCAUCCUCUAUAGACUUCACUGCCUUCUGACGGCCGAAGAGCUGCGGUCUCAGACAGCCAUCGAUGCUGGGGUAGGAUCUCAGACCCUGCCUCCUGACUUCAGGUAUCCUAAUUUGGAUUUCGGAUGGAAGAAAUCCAUCGACAGCAAGUCUUUCAUUUCCUGUCCAAGCGCAUGUAUGGACAACAACGAUCACUGUAAGCACGACACAAGCUCAGAUUCAGACCACACUGCCUGCAGCACAGAGGCCUCCCAGCCUCCAGAGGGCGCUCUCCCCUGUAAAAACUGCAACACACCAGAUGAAAAGCUAGAAAAUGUGCUCCCUGUGACUGAUCUCCAGACACCGAACCAAGACGAGGGCGCCAGGAUCUGUUCCAGGAACAUCCCUAACGGCACUCGGGGCGAUGACGACCUUUCGCACUCACGUGACAUUUGCCAAUGCUCUCAGCCCGGCUCGGAGAGCGACCUAUCGACGCAAACCACUACCUCAGUUCAAGCGCGUCUCUCUCCAGCCAGCGAGCCACAGCCCCGGCCCGGUGAUGAAUGUACCCCAGGCGGGAACUCGGAUCUCUGCGACGGACAUGUGAAAAAACCUACCUCAUACUGUUGCCCCAAACCAGAUACGGCAACCAGCACCACAGCACCUUCUACCGUGUCUUCAGAGAUCUCAGGCGUGACGUCAGCAUCCGCCUGUGAGCCCCCGUCUUGGGAUUCUCCGAAGAUGUUGGGCCCAAAUCCUGGCCUUAUCUUGCAGGCUCUGACCCUCUCAAAUGCCAGUGAUGGCUUCAAUCUGGAGAGGUUGGAGAUGCUGGGUGACUCUUUUCUGAAACAUGGCAUCACCACCUACCUGUUCUGCACAUAUCCGGAUGCCCACGAGGGCCGGCUUUCGUACAUGAGAAGCAAGAAGGUCAGCAACUGUAACCUUUAUCGUCUGGGAAAGAAAAAAGGCCUCCCCAGCCGAAUGGUGGUCUCCAUCUUUGACCCCCCUGUAAACUGGCUUCCUCCAGGCUACGUCGUGAAUCAGGACAAAAGCAGCACAGACAAGUGGGACUCAGAUGAGAAUAAGGAUUUGGCCAAUGGAAAAGCCAGCGAGGAUGAGGAUGAUGAUGAGGAUGAUGAUGGAGUUGUCGAGGACGAGCCACCCAAGGAAGAGGUGAACACAGAGGAGGAUGAUUUGGAAUAUUACGAUGAACACAUCAAGUUCAUCGAUAACAUGCUGAUGGGCUCAGGAGCCUUCGGAAAGAAAAUCUCUCUCCAGCCGCCCGAACCCUGGUAUGAGUGGAAAGCACCCAAGAAAGCCCACCACGCCCAUUUCGCCCCAGAGGGUGCCGCUGACGAGUUUGACUACAGUUCCUGGGAUGCCAUGUGCUACCUUGACCCCAGCAAAGCGGGCGAGGAGGACGACUUCGUGGUCGGCUUCUGGAACCCUUCAGAGGAAAACUGUGGCACAGAUAUUGGAAAGCAGUCCAUAUCCUAUGACCUCCACACUGAGCAGUGCAUCGCUGAUAAGAGCAUAGCCGACUGUGUGGAAGCCCUGCUGGGGUGCUACCUCACUAGCUGCGGGGAGCGUGCGGCCCAGCUGUUCCUCUGCUCCCUCGGGCUGAAGGUUCUGCCGGUGGAGCAAGAGAGUUCCGGGCGUUCGGCCGAGCUGCAGUACGGCAGGCUUAAGAUUCCUCCCCGCUGCAUUUUUGAGCACCCUGAUGCCGAACGCACCCUCAACCAUCUUAUUUCGGGCUUUGAGAACUUUGAGAGAAAGAUUAGCUACACGUUUAAAAACCAGGCUUAUCUUCUGCAGGCGUUUACGCACGCCUCGUAUCAUUACAACACCAUUACAGAUUGUUAUCAGCGGUUGGAGUUCCUUGGUGAUGCAAUUUUAGACUACCUCAUAACUAAGCACCUUUACGAAGACCCACGGCAGCACUCCCCGGGCGUUCUGACCGACCUGCGUUCUGCACUUGUCAACAACACCAUAUUCGCUUCCCUGGCCGUCAAGUACGAUUACCACAAGUACUUCAAAGCGGUAUCGCCCGAACUGUUCCACGUGAUCGACGAUUUUGUGCAAUUUCAGCUGGAGAAAAACGAAAUGCAAGGAAUGGAUUCGGAGCUUCGCAGAUCGGAGGAAGACGAGGAGAAGGAGGAAGAUAUCGAGGUCCCCAAAGCAAUGGGUGACAUCUUCGAAUCGCUAGCCGGUGCAAUUUACAUGGAUAGUGGCAUGUCACUUGAGACAGUUUGGCAAGUGUAUUAUCCAAUGAUGAGGCCACUCAUAGAAAAAUUCUCUGCUAAUGUCCCUCGGUCCCCGGUGCGUGAACUCCUGGAGAUGGAACCAGAGACAGCAAAGUUCAGCCCCGCCGAGAGAACCUACGAUGGAAAAGUACGGGUCACAGUGGAGGUGGUGGGGAAAGGCAAGUUUAAGGGUGUGGGCCGCAGCUACCGGAUAGCCAAGUCAGCGGCCGCCCGACGAGCUCUGCGCAGCCUCAAAGCCAAUCAACCUCAGGUCCAAAACAACUGAGCUUCAGACAGCAGACACCCAACACAUAAGUUAAAGAAAAUACAGCGGAAGCCUCUCGGCACCAGUUCACGGCCAAGUGAAGAAUCAUCGCUGUCUGCGUUCUCACUGGGGUUGUCAUAUUCAACGAAUUAAUUGCAUCAAAAGAUUUCAGUGUAAUUCACAAAGGGUUCAUUUCUUUUCCUUUUUGUGCGCAAACACAAUCGUUCUUUUUCUCCCCUCAGCUUUGUUGAUCACGAGUGCUUUUUUAAAUGUAUUAAGUGUUAAGAAAAUGGUCAGGUUUUUCCCCCCUCUGUUUCAUUAACGUUGAAAAGCCUCUGCUUUGUGGUAGUGAGUUAAAAAAGACAAUGCUUAUAGGUAGUAUUAGAGUGUAUGUUGUUAUAUAAAAAAAAUUAAACAAAAAUACGCACUAAUCUGUGCACUAGUACUAGUUUUGCAGCGUUUUUAAAAAUGCUUAUGGCAGAAAAGGGCACACGAGCGAAAGAUGGUGUUAGGGUGUGAGACGAGUGUUUUUCUCUGUAUUGAGAUGAUAUUCUCAAACAUAAUUGCACUUACCUUCCCUAGGGUCCGUUUUUAUUUUGACGCUAGCCGUGAACAUUUUCUCAGAUCAAAACCAAAAUCAUUUAGCUCUAUAUUCUUCAGAGAGAAACGCCCUUACAUUAAGACGGAUGGGAAUUUGACAUUCAUGAUUACUGUAAUCCAACGGCACUUGAGGAUGCAUGUAGCGAUCUGGAUGGGUCGCAUAGACGUCAUAGUUACCGAUCUACAUUAUAUAGAAUUGAAUAUACAUUAUUAAAUGUUUAUCACGACAUGCGUUGAUACUUUCAGCAUUCGGUAAUGUUUUUUGAUAUUGAUGAUCUUUCGUUGACGUUAGGUGUAUCCAUAGACUGACUGACUUCGUUUUGAUAUGACACGAACGAGACACAGGAGGACAUAUCACCUGGGAAAAUAUGCUGCAGAUUUUAUAUAAAAAAUCAACAGAAGUAGGAUUGGAUAAUUCUGUAAGACACAAAGCACCUUCACGUACCGUCUUCAGGACAAACCCAUAUAGAUGACUUAGCCUGCAUCGCUUACCAAAGUCGAUUCUGAUGCAGUGUUGUGAGGUCGCACCUGUCAAGUAGAUCCCUCAACAUUCGCACGUUGUGGUAACCAGCCUUUAUUCUAGCCUAAAUGUGUUGUAGUCUCCUGUUUAGCCUCAAUGUUUUCAUAUUAAUAGGCAUUCUCAUUUGAAUACCUCAGUUAAUUGCCUGCAUUUUUUGGUGCUAUGUUUAAGCUUGAAUUUCUCGUCUUUUUUUGCACUGUAACUGUAUUACCUCUUAAUUUUACCUUUUGAAAUCUGUCGGGUUGGUUUUUUCUGUUCAGUCAGCGGUCAAGCUGUUAAAGCUGGUUGGAAGAUCGUUUCCCCGUAUGUUUUAGAUUUUCAUGCUUGAAGGGGAAAUAUAGAGAAAACGUUCUCCGCACAUAAGCUUGAUGCUUCUGAUGAGCUUGGAUUUUGACAACGGUGCAUCCGAUCAGAAGGGUUACUUAACGCUUGAGAAAAUCGAUGGAUUGCACUCUGUAUAAGCCAUGCCCUUAUCGCUUUUCUCUCCUGCACUCUUUAUGCUUGCCAUUUUAAUGACGUUUUCAAUUAUUGAGGUGACGAAAGAGCACUCUUCUCCACCAUAAUACAUUAACGAUAUUUUGAUUUUGUUUGGACAAUUUUGGAAGGCAACCUAACUUCACGUUCUGUCUGUAUCUAAUUUACGUAAUUCGGUUAUGUUAUGGGCAAACUAUUCCUGAAGUUACAUUUUCCCAGGCAUCGCUACCUCAAAAGACCCCCGCGAAUAGUUUGACCUUAUCAUAAACCAAUGUUAAAUUAUAUAUUUGUGGAUAUGCCUUUUUUUCAUUUAUGGAUGGCAUUGAGGCACAGUAUUGUACAUGCUCAUCAGCACCUUACAGGGGAUAAAUAUCUCACGACUAUUUGCACUAGAGUACAUUCCCUUUGAAUUUGCAUCUUUUUAAUGGAAAACGGUGCCUUUCAAUCCCGCUACAUUUUAUGUAACAUCUCGGUUCAGUGCAACCUAGACAUUUGCUACUGUAGCAAUUCUUCGCUAUACGUUUUCUAUACAGUGAAGAACUUCUGGUGCAAUGCGUCAUAUAGAUGUUGCCUUCAGAUUUUUUUGAACAUGCGGCAUAAACUCCCGCUUAAACUCCAUUUGUUUGAAGCAAAUUACGUUGCGGCCCGAAUAUAUAGCCAGGAUGUCGAGAACUGCCCUUUCAACAUUGAGUGCAAUCUCCGUUUUAGCAAGAGUUGAGUCACCCUCUUUACAGGAUCUGAACCACCACCCCAGAAUUGAUCUUGAGAUUCGAAAGUCAUGGAAUCUACUUCCCACUUACAGAGUUAAGCGAGUGGUAUGUGUCAGGGUCAGUAACCUUAACCCUCAGACAAUUGCAACCUUUUUUAGCUUGUGUUAUAAUGUUUAUUUCGAGCCACUAAAAAGGCGCGCACGUUUUUUUUCACCUUUCGUUCUUUUUUUAUGCUUUGUCACUUAUGUUGUUUUUCUGGUAACAACUGUCAGAGAAUGUGAAAUCAUACAUAUGUGCCACGCUCACCACGUGGAUAUAGAUUUUGUUUUUUUGGGGGGACUCUUAUUUUGACAACCAAUAAUUGAUAAUGCCUGAGUCAGUCCCACAGAACGGAUAUCAAGUCUUUUUAGCAUCUGUGGGACUGUUUACCUAAAGUGGUCCUCCAUUGUAUCAUAUGCUGCAGAUGUUGUUUUCCUUCAUGGUGGAGAAUCAUUUUUGUGUUUUUUUUUUUUUUAAACAUGUAGCACAAAUAAGCAUUGCACUCGGGCGCCAUUCUUUACCUCAUGUCAGAACGAAAAAAUACAAACAUGUAUAUAUAAAAUGAUGCCGUAACGUUUAAAGGAAAAACUUGUGGUUUUGGCCUUGCUGCUGUGUGAAUCGCUGGUAUUUUACCAAUGUAUUUAAAAGAGAUCGGAGAGAUACAAUGUGCCUGCAGGAUAUCAUCAGAGAAAAUACACUGUAGAAAAGUAGUUUCGAAUCUCUACAAUCUGGGGCUAAAUGUGUGUCCUAUAUGUACAUUCAUGUUUUGCCUUAACGUAAUACUUUGAAUAUGAAAUCGUAAUGUAACCCAUCAAGUCCUUUGACUGGCAUGAUUUUAAAUUUGUUGGGACAACACCAUCGCUCACCUCCCAACUCCUCGCUCACCCAUAUUAGUUACAUUAUAAGUCCACAUGUAAUAGUGCAUGUCAGUGGAACCCCCCUCACCCGUCUCUUUUUAGACUAAUACAUUGUAUAUAUCUGAUCAAAUCAGCCCUGGAAUUUAUUAAAAAGGGCUUUAUUUCAUAGCAAAGUGUCAUACUGUUUUUUUUUUCUUUUUUAAGAAAAAAUUGAAUGCACACUUAGCAGCAGGAAGGUAACUGGACUGGAAUGUGUGCCGAGCUCCUCUUUAAGGGGGCUUAUGGGAAUGUUGUGACCACCGUAGAGCACGAACAGUACAGGCAAGGAUGGGUUUGGAUUUUAAAUGGGGAAUUAUGGGCCACAAACUGCAGCAGAGUUUCUGUAUUAGGGACGUGUAUUUAAAUCUCAUUCAUACUGUAUCUGUGCUGCAGUGGUUUGCAUUCUGCACCUUAUGGAUUACAAAAAAAUCUUUUACAAUUCUGUCCCACCCUCCCUUUUUUAGGUAAUUGUGGCUGAGUAUAUCUACAAUAAAGUUAUGGUAUGGUCAUUCACUUGCA
Triplophysa dalaica is the source of this 9699-nucleotide messenger RNA. It is a transcript of the gene dicer1, whose product is annotated as dicer 1, ribonuclease type III. The record is from RefSeq and is a predicted model, not a curated record. Gene Ontology annotation, molecular function: ATP binding; ribonuclease III activity; deoxyribonuclease I activity. The transcript has 29 exons. Gene Ontology annotation, cellular component: nucleus; RISC complex; cytoplasm. The coding region runs from base 338 to 5962 and encodes 1874 amino acids. Gene Ontology annotation, biological process: pre-miRNA processing; apoptotic DNA fragmentation; siRNA processing. Lineage: Eukaryota; Metazoa; Chordata; Actinopteri; Cypriniformes; Nemacheilidae.